UAAAGACGUGCAGUAGUGGCAAUGAACAGUUCUGAAUAAUAAGUCAAGGGCCUACAUCCUUCGCCCCCAAAGAUAUAGUGGAUGGUAGUCAGAUAAACUGGAAUAAAGUAUGUUCCUCCGCUUCUACCCACACAGAAACAUUCAACAACAUCCAGCUACAGAAUCCAAGAGAAACAAGCACUCUCGUACGAGCCCAGAGAAACAGCGUACCUCGACACAGAGCAGAAUCACAAAAAACCAUCAGCCCAUCCAUCCACCAAAACCCACCCAACGUUCCAGACGUGGUCGCAAGGCCACUAGCGCGGAUGUUAACCUGAUUAGAGUAUCUUGUCCGGGCCCCGGAGGGAUCCACGGGUUGCGAGAGUGUCAUCAAAUCCUUGGCCGCAGGCCCGCAAAGGGGGAUUCUAGUCUAGUACUACGAGUGAAAAUCAAUUUCGAAUCGGUCUUGGCGGACGGACCCACUCCGCAGCACCCACCGUCCGGCUUGAAGCCCUAUCUAAUUAACUCCGCCGUGCUCCGUAGCUUGGACAGGAACCUCGAUACGGGAACGGCCACCUACAGCCAACUGGCUAAAUCCUGAGCCCAGAGUUAUUCCAUCUACUAUAGUCGAACAGCUCAUCC
Messenger RNA from Aspergillus uvarum CBS 121591, 621 nucleotides. RefSeq lists its product as uncharacterized. NCBI's taxonomy places the organism in Eukaryota, Fungi, Ascomycota, Eurotiomycetes, Eurotiales, Aspergillaceae. The transcript has a single exon. The record is from RefSeq and is a predicted model, not a curated record. Bases 110 to 580 code for a protein of 156 amino acids.